CAAGGCUGGUUCGUUGGCUUUGCAGUUGAAUGAGCGGUUGAUCAACGUCCUUUGAUCCGGUUUUCAGUGAAGAAGAAGAAGAAGAAGAAGAAGAAGGGCGGAGCAAUGUCGUGGCAAACGUACGUUGAUGAUCACUUGAUGUGCGACAUUGAAGGUCAGAGACUCACCUCUGCGGCAAUCAUCGGCCAGGAUGGCAGCAUCUGGGCCCAGAGUGCCAAUUUCCCUCAGUUUAAAUCUGAGGAGAUAACUGCUAUUGUGAAUGAUUUUAAUGAACCCGGUUCCCUUGCUCCGACCGGAUUACAUCUUGCUGGAACAAAAUAUAUGGUGAUCCAAGGAGAAGCUGGAGCUGUUAUUCGUGGUAAAAAGGGAUCAGGUGGUGUUACUGUAAAGAAAACAAACCAAGCUCUGAUAUUCGGUAUUUAUGAUGAACCUAUGGCUCCCGGUCAGUGCAACAUGGUCGUCGAGAGGAUGGGUGAUUACCUCAUUGAUCAAGGCCUUUAGAUUGCCAAUGAAUUCAUGUUUCAUUUUCUUCGGUCAGGGACUCUAUUAAUUACCUAUUCUUUUCCCAGUUUCAGAGCUUGCAAUUUUGCAUGACCAUUAACUGGUGUUAUCUACAUUUUGUGUCACCUAAUAAUUUUGGUGUUUUAGCUCAUUUUGAUCCUUUUUUAAUGUUCUUAAACAUUCAUGGUCCCUUGCUCUCUGCAGAGUGACAUGUUUAUGCUUCUUUAUUUUGCCAAUUUUGUAACCUUUUGAACAUAAAUUUGCUUAUUUAUUUAUUUGUUUA
Messenger RNA from Dioscorea cayenensis subsp. rotundata (Guinea yam), 784 nucleotides. Its product is annotated as profilin-1. The transcript is spliced from 4 exons. NCBI's taxonomy places the organism in Eukaryota, Viridiplantae, Streptophyta, Magnoliopsida, Dioscoreales, Dioscoreaceae. Gene Ontology annotation, cellular component: cell cortex. Gene Ontology annotation, molecular function: actin monomer binding. The record is from RefSeq and is a predicted model, not a curated record. Bases 106 to 501 code for a protein of 131 amino acids.